CUCUCCACACCUGGCAGUUUCACCGUGAAGGUUACAGACGUGCUCUCAGGUCCUGGACUGAACGCAACAGUUUUGUGAUUUUUCUUUUUCUUUAUUUCUUCUUUUUUCUCUCUGUCUCUGUCUCUAAUUGUUGGAUGUCUUAAUUAUCUCACAGCGAUGACGACAAAGAAGCAGCUUCCAUGGCAAAAGCUAUUUGUGAUACUCACAGUUUCAGUGCUGCCCAGCUGCAGGACUUUAGAGGUCUCUAUUCCACAGGCAGAAUACGAGGUAGCGAGUGGCGGUGACAUCACCUUGUUGUGUAACUAUGCCCCAGCGCGACCUGACUUCUCGACACUCGUCCUCAGAUGGGAAGCAGACCCCGACAAUGUCGACGAUCCAAUGAAACCCGUGGCCACUUUCUUUCUAAACACUCCAGUGGACAUUGCGCCUGCUUAUGAAGGCAGAGCCACUCUGGUGGUGGACACUGACCAACGCGUGGGCAAACUGCACUUAACUAAGGUGACCAUGAAGGACAGUCGCAGAUUCCAGUGCAGUGUUCUGAUCCCCAACGAUGACGAGGGAACAACAAUCACCUCCACUUCCCUUUUGGUGCUUGUUCCUCCAUCUCCACCGAUCUGCAGGAUUCAGGGCGAGGCAGAGUACUUUCACGACAUCAGCCUCACCUGUGUGUCUGAGGAAGGUUCACCAACACCUACAUAUGAGUGGAAGAGCUUCACUGUUGAAAAUAUUUCUAGACAAUUUCCACCUAAGACCACUGAAAAAGACGGAGUUCUGUCCCUGUUCAACAUUUCACAGGAGACCUCCGGGUUCUUCGUUUGCUCUUCAACAAAUCGAAUCAGCACCGCCAGCUGCACCCUAACCUUGGCUGUGAUGCCCAGUAGCUCAAAUACGGCGCUCAUUGCAGGUAUAAUUGUAGGUGUUGUCGCUGCUGUCCUCAUUGUGGGGAUUAUCAUCUUCUGUUGCUGCCGGAAAAAGGCCCAAAAGGCCAAGUAUGCUGAGGGUGCUCCUGGAGAAGUGCAGUUUUAUGACAAAGACGCCCCUGAAGCUGGAGAGGAAUACUUGGACGACAAGUCAAAAAGCGAGACGAGGCAGCACAAAGAGGACGAGGACAAAGAUGUUGCUCCUCCUCUAAAAAAUUACCUCAAUGAACCGGUGGGACGCAAAUUUGACGAUGAUCAACACAGUCAAAACAGUGGCAGAGACAGGAAUGAUGGCCACGGCAGUGAUGUUGACUCGCAACGUAACCGGGAUAACCAGCGCGAUCACAAUCGUGGAAGCCGUGAUCACCUCGAUGAGCAACGCGACAAUUACCGUGGUAGCCGGGACCGCCUCGAAGAGCAACGCGAUAAUUAUCGUGGCAGCAGCGACCGACUUGACGAGCCACGUGAUCAUUACCGUGGCAGCCGGGACCGCCUCGAUGAGCAACGCGAUCAUUACCGUGGCAGCCGGGACCGCCUCGAUGACCAACGUGAUCAGUACCGUGGCAGCCGGGACCGCCUUGAUGACCAACGUGAUCAGUACCGUGGUAGUCGUGACCGUCUCGAUGAGAAACGUGAUCAAUACCGUGGCAGCCGCGAUCGCCUUGAUUACCGUGACGAUCAAUACAGAGUUUGAUUUGACUUACCUUCGAGUUACUGAUGCCCCCUUUUUUUAUAUACUUACAUGAUAUGACGUCCAUAAAGGCAGGGUCCGUCAACUAUUUCAGAAUUUUUUUGUUAUAUUUCUUGAAAUUCUCUUUACAUUCUGACAAAUAAAAGAUAUAAAAUCUGAGGAAACAAUAUGGAUAUAAAAUAAACGAGUGUACAAUUAGGAAUGCAUGAAUAUUCCAACAUCUGUCUGUCUGGCUGUAAACCGUGUUAACGGUUUGGUUGACAGACUCAAAACUUGGCAGGUGACUUACUAAGGGCCCCAGUUUGGGUAGUGCUGACAUUGACCUUAUUUAGAUAAGAAAUGCAAGAGUUAUCUGGAAAAACGUGACAGCAGCCACCCCUAAUCACAACAGGUACUGCACUAGAACUUUCAAAAUCUGCUUUCAUUGGUUUCCCCAUAGCUGACAAGACGGCUCCCCAAAGUGAAGUCAAACCACCUUGAGCACCCUUUGGUGGCUGGCAGCAAGAUAGGUCAUGAACCCCACCGAUGCUAGUAAACUGGCAACUGGUUCCAUUCAUGCUCAAACGAGGGUCAGCAUCAGUCAAAUCAUCGAACAUAUGCAGACUCAAUCUCACAUUCUCCUUUCCAGAAGAAAUCAUAUCUCCCUUUUCCCUUUUUUGUAUGUUAUUGUAUUCUUUGAGAGCUGACUUGUACGUGUGGGCUCUGGCGGACUUGGUUUUCCAUGGUCUCUUUGGACAAGUGAGCACCACCAACUGGACUGGAAAGUGUUGUCCUAUAGGGACAGGCCUUGGAGGAUUGAAAUGGGCCAAGUGCACUCCAACUUAUUCUUAAAUUUUUUACGUUUCAGAAAGGUUAAGUUUUGACUCUUUGUUUUUCGUCCUACGGAAAUGUUGUGUAACCUCUUUGGCUCCAGAGAAUAGUUUGUGUUCCUUUUGCAUUUUUUUGGGCAUGAUAAAAUACAAUUAGAAUUUUAUUUGAAUUGUAUUAAAAUAAAAUUCUAUUUUAUACAGUACAAACACUUAAUGAUGUACUCUGUUAAGAUACAGAAACCAGCCUUCUGAUUAUCCUGACCUGAAUCUGCAUCAAAAUGGCAGAAAUCAAACGAAUGUCAAGGCACUGUCAUAAAAAAAUGUAUUUGUAAUUUCAAUUGAUUUAUUAAUUUAAAUCCUUAUCCAACAAUAAGCAAAUAAAAUACUAUUUUUAAUCA
This is a messenger RNA of Solea solea (common sole), 2818 nucleotides long. Its product is annotated as cell surface A33 antigen-like. The transcript has 7 exons. Lineage: Eukaryota; Metazoa; Chordata; Actinopteri; Pleuronectiformes; Soleidae. Gene Ontology annotation, cellular component: plasma membrane. Bases 157 to 1614 code for a protein of 485 amino acids. The record is from RefSeq and is a predicted model, not a curated record.